Messenger RNA from Serendipita indica DSM 11827, 645 nucleotides. Lineage: Eukaryota; Fungi; Basidiomycota; Agaricomycetes; Sebacinales; Serendipitaceae. The record is from the annotation of a GenBank genome assembly.
AUGUCCAGUAACAGGCCAUCCAGGGGAAUAGAUGCCAGUCCCAACGUCAUCGGUCGUAUUCAUUUUGCCACUGAAGCAAAUCAUUUCGACCAUGGCACAUACCACCAACGCGAAGCCGAGUAUCAUCAAUUCAUGGAUGAAAUGGCGCAGUUGUGGACGCCUGUCAUGGAUUUGGCGGAGGAGAGUCCACUGGAAGCAAUCUCACUUUGUCGUGAUCGACUCAGGAAUCCUCUCUUGUCGCUCGGUCGACCUUCCAUCACUACCAUGGAACAAGCCAUCGCCAUAGCUCAACACCACCUCGGAAGACUUCUAUUCGACACUCAUGUCGCAGAAGACGCUCCACAUCCUGACCGUUCACAAAAUACGGAAGCGAUUGACCUGCUUCGAAAGGCAAAAGAUGGAUACACCGCGCACCUACCAAGCUUCGAGCUGGACAUUGCGCAAAUCCAAGAUACUCUGAUCUCGUGUCUCCAGCAUGAGGGGCGGCUUGUCGAGGCGGUGGAGGAAACGAGGAAUCUCGUUGAUCUCCGGAAGCGCAUCUGGGCUAGAGCCAAAGAGGAUGUGGAAUUGACACCCGGUGACCGUAGUAGUCUCCUUCGGGAACUUGUUCGUUCUGCUGGGUCGGCACUCGCAAUUUGCGGCUGA